CAGAAGGUAAGGGGGGGGUCUCAAUGAUAGGAGACGGAUUGGAGCGUGUGGCUAUGUGGGGUUUAUUUAGGAUAAUCUUUGAAGAGGUAGGGUUUGCAUGAACAUUAUCUGUUGGUGAUAAGUGUGUGUCAGGAUGGGAUGGGGAUGUUUUGGUGUCUACAGGGAUGUCAACAGCAGCAGCAGCACUUGACUGUAUCGUGCUUCCAGGGGGCUAGCAUGUGGCACAUCUUUAGGCUGUGUUACAUAGGACUGACACACACACAGUGAUACGGCUGCUUCUUGCCAACAGGAAACUGUGAUAUGAUAAUGACAUGUAUUGAGGUCAGCUGGCCCCGUUCCUUACGAGAAGGAGCAGGAUGAAUCCCACAGCAGCAACAUUAUCCAGGUCACCAACCGAAAUCUGGGAGGGGCCUAAAAUACUGUAAUUCAACCAAAUGACUAUCAACUCACUGUAACUUAUUGUAGGUCUAUUUAUAGAGGAACUUAUUUAGUUGUUUAGUGAUAACGUUUUUAUAAGACAUUGGCCUAUAACACAGAGUUGUAAGCAGACUAUUUUCCUUACAAAAUAGUGUAACAAAUAUGGUUCUGUGCAUAUAUAAAAGCUAUAUGUAUUGAGUUUCAGUGGAUUUUAGAAUGGCUUUACUUUUCAGCAGUGCAAAUGUUAGUGUUACAUUAGGCCCUGUGGUUUCUUGUGUCAUGAUUCUAUCAUUGGACAUAAUAAUCCUCAUAGGAUUGUAGCCUACAUAUUACUUAUUCAAUCUCAAUUCAACAUGAUAUGGAAUUAUAUGGAACUAUGUAUUGAUUAUGUCACAAUCAAUAGAAGUCUCUGGUUGCUAUGACGUUGUUAACCUAGAUUAACUAUUAGUUAUGUAGUCAUGAUUAUGACUCAAUAAUAUGUCAUAACACUGAGCAAUACCGCUGCUUUUCCAUCCAUAGAAAUUGAAUCUCAUUCUAGUUCUGUGGAUCCAUCAUUCAGGCACAAGACAAAAAGUUGCCUGAAGGCUGUGUAUCAUUGUAUUGUUGACCCAGACGGAGUGCACUUCACAAGGAUUGUCUUUAUCUGAGAAAGCUAACCAUGGAUAACUCUCCUGGAGUGAACCAGGAGCAGGGAGACAUACCAAUGAUCCCAUUGGUCCAUGAGCCCAUGUCAGGUCUGAUAAACGUCCUGAUGACUGCUAAGGAUGAGAUGCAGUGGGCCCAGAACCAGGUGAACAACUUGCAGCAGUCAAUGGACCACAUGCAGGGGCAGCUGAAUUCCAUGCAGGGGAAGUUUAUUGAGUUGCAGAGUGCCCUCUCUCAGCUCCUUGAUGACAUGCCUGUGGUACCUGAAAGGGAGGGGAUCCAACCGACAAACAUCAUCCCUGUGCAGAGGGAGGGGAUCCUCCCGACAGGCAUCAUCCAGAGGGAGGAUCCCAACAAGAACCAAUCAUUCCAACAAGGCAUCAUCCCAACACAAACCAAUGGAAUGGAACAGAUGGAAUGGCAUGAUCCACCUCCACCUCCCAUCAUCCCCAUAGUGGGAUCCUGGGAUGCUGGAGUGAAUGCUCCACGUUGUGGACAUUUCUAUGCCAGGAGAAAAGAUAUCCGGAGUAGAUAUGUGGCGGAUCCUGCUUUAAUGACCAUCACCAAGCCGGAACACUCCGAGGCCAACCCUCAGAGCCAGACUGGCAGCUGGCUGGCGGCUGAACCUCAGCCCCCAGCACCCCCAGUACAGAAAACACCAAACAGUGGAGGCUGGCUCAGCUGGUUCUUCUGUGAAAAGAAAGAGGUUCCUCAGAUGACAACGAUACCAGAUGACAAGCCUAGUUCUAAUAAGCCUGUUCCACCUCCUCCCCCGAUGGGGAUGUAUCUAGGGAACUCUAGUCUCCCCAAAGGAGUGAAUCCUUACUCCAUGAAAGCAGCAGGUCUAGCGGGCAGGUAUCCCAAGCUAUUGAACCCUGGUGGGAUCACCACAACGCCUCCAUACCAGGGACCUGGAUCGCUCCCUGCCCAGCACACAACACUCAUGGCACCAAUGGCUGUGCCAUUCGAUGUUUAAAGGCAGAAACUUGCCCAAGGCACUCUACCCUAUUGAGGUCAUUUUCCAGGAGGGAUCAUUUGAUAUUUCAGCAUUUUUAAAAGACAAAAAAAAGCAUAAAAAAGUUAUUAAAAGACUCUGUAUGUUCA
Coregonus clupeaformis (lake whitefish) is the source of this 2166-nucleotide messenger RNA. RefSeq lists its product as uncharacterized. Bases 1076 to 2038 code for a protein of 320 amino acids. Lineage: Eukaryota; Metazoa; Chordata; Actinopteri; Salmoniformes; Salmonidae. The transcript has 8 exons. The record is from RefSeq and is a predicted model, not a curated record.